Molecule: messenger RNA, 797 nt
Organism: Camelina sativa (false flax)
Lineage: Eukaryota; Viridiplantae; Streptophyta; Magnoliopsida; Brassicales; Brassicaceae
Product: acyl carrier protein 4, chloroplastic
Biological process (GO): fatty acid biosynthetic process
Molecular function (GO): acyl carrier activity; phosphopantetheine binding
Source: RefSeq, a predicted model, not a curated record
UUCGUAUCUCUCUACUUGCUCCAAACAUAAAGAUUCACCUUCUUCUCUUUAGAGAUUACACCUUAUCCAACUAAGAGAAGCCAUUUUUACUCUUUUUUUAGGUCUCUUGAGUGAGUUGUGUAUUGAGCUUCAUCUCCUCCAAUGGCUUCCUUAUCAACCACUUCUCUAAGCUUCAAAGCUCCGUCCACCAGAAUCUCUCAGGUGUUGAGGAAAGGCUCAAGUUUUCAGUCUGUGGCCUUUGGUCGUUUCGCGUCUUCAACUUCAAAGACUAGCCUUCGUCUUCAAAUCAGUUGUGCAGCGAAAGCAGAGACGGUGCAGAAAGUGAGUGACAUUGUAAAGGAGCAAUUGGCUUUGACUGCGGACACUCCUCUCACUGCCGAAUCCAAGUUCACUGCUCUUGGUGCCGAUUCUCUCGACACCGUGGAGAUAGUGAUGGCGUUGGAGGAAAAGUUCAACAUAAGUGUGGAGGAAUCUGAUGCUCAAAACAUUACGACAAUCCAAGAGGCAGCUGAUUUGAUUGAGGACCUUGUUCAGAAGAAACCUGCGGCCUAAAACUCUCCCGGUUUAACAACAACCCACGGUACAUCGAACCGGCUAUCUUUUUAAUCUGACCUAUUCUUGGUCAUCAGAGCAUUUUAUUUUGGUAUACUAGACCGUUUGUUAUUAUUUUUUUUUUCUUUUGGAAGCUAAGAUUGGAUGUUGAUGAUGACAAAACUUUGGUACGUUGAGAUUGAUUCUUUGUGGUGAUUGGUCUAUUAUGGCGAAUUAAUAUAUAAAUGUGUUUUGUACCACUGACA